CGGCGUUGCAGCACGCCAGCUGUUGGAUGGUGAAGUUGUAGUGUUGUACAACUAGCCGCAUUCUAUUGUGAAUCAUCCAACAGGCAAGUGAAGUUGUUUAAAGCGCUCCCCAACUUGCGUGGCGCACGUGGAAUUCUAUCGCAAAUUCAACGACAAACAAAAACGUGGAGUUGGCGUGAGACAAUUGCCAACCAAGCAGCUUUUUCAACCAGUUCAAUCGUCUCCUCCUCUACCCCCAAAGUCUGGGGCACCACAAAACAAAAACGCAACGUUAAAUUACGUUCAGCAACAGCAGAGUACAUCAUGUCAAAUCCAGAGAUUGAAAAACAACUCGCUCCACUGCGAGAGCGAGUCCAGGAGCAGGGCAACCUAGUGCGUGAGUUGAAGGCCAGUGGAGCCCCUGAAUUGGAUGUGAAGAAGGCGGUGGCUGAGCUCAAGGCUCGCAAGAAGGUGUUGGAGGACAAGGAAUUGGCUCUGACGCCCAGCGUGGUGAGCUUCGAUCGUGCCCGCAUGGAGGAUCUGGUGAAGCGUCGCUUCUUCUACGAUCAGAGCUUUGCCAUAUAUGGCGGCAUCACCGGCCAGUAUGAUUUUGGUCCCAUGGGCUGUGCCCUCAAGUCCAACAUUCUGACACUGUGGCGUCAGUUCUUUAGCCUGGAAGAGCAAAUGCUUGAGGUGGAUUGCUCCAUGCUGACGCCAGAGCCAGUGCUGAAGGCUUCGGGACAUGUGGAACGCUUUGCUGAUCUGAUGGUCAAGGAUGUCAAGACAGGAGAAUGCUUCCGACUCGAUCAUUUGAUCAAACAGGCGCUUGAGAAGCUCAGCAAGGCAAAGGACGCCACGCCAGCGUUGCAAGCAGAAUGCGAGGACAUCAUCAUCAAGCUGGAUGGUCUCAACAAACAGGAACUGGCCGAUGUGCUGGCCAAGUACAACAUUAAAUCCCCGCUGACUGGCAACGAUUUGACCGAACCCAUCGAGUUCAAUCUGAUGUUUGCCACCCAAAUUGGACCCACUGGUCUGGUGAAGGGUUUCCUCCGUCCCGAGACUGCUCAGGGCAUCUUUGUGAACUUCAAGCGUCUGCUGGAAUUCAAUCAGGGUCGUCUCCCAUUCGCGGUGGCUCAAAUAGGCAAUUCUUUCCGUAAUGAGAUCUCGCCACGUUCGGGUUUGAUUCGUGUGCGUGAAUUUACGAUGGCGGAGAUCGAACAUUUCUGUGAUCCCGCGCUUAAAGAUCAUCCUAAGUUCAGCAAUGUGGCCAGCGAGCUCUUGACGCUUUACUCCGCCUGCAAUCAAAUGGACGGCAAGUCGGCACAACAAGCCACCAUUGGCGACGCCGUGGCCAAUAAACUGGUGGCCAACGAGACGUUGGGUUACUACAUGGCCAGGAUACAGCAGUUCCUGCACGCCAUUGGCAUUAAGCCGGAGUGCUUGCGCUUCCGCCAACACAUGGGCAACGAGAUGGCGCAUUAUGCCUGCGAUUGCUGGGAUGCCGAGAUCUUGACCUCUUACGGUUGGGUUGAGUGCGUCGGCUGUGCCGAUCGCUCUGCCUACGAUCUCAGCCAGCAUUCACAAGCAACAGGUGUGCGUCUGGUGGCCGAGAAGCGUUUGCCUGCUCCCAAGACCGUCGAGGUCAGCGAAAUUGUGCCCAACAAGCAGACACUAGGCAAAACGUUCAAGAAGGAUGCCAAGGCCAUCACUGAAGCACUGGCCAAGCUCUCGCUGGACGAUAUCAAACAAGUGGAAACACAACUGGCGGCUGGUGGACAGUAUAAACUUACAUUGGGCGAUGGUGCCAGCCACGAGCUGGGCAACGAAACAAUUUCCGUGAAGCAUGCCACAAAGACGGUGCACGUUGAGGAGUUUAUCCCCAGUGUGGUGGAGCCUUCCUUUGGCAUUGGCCGCAUCAUGUACGCGCUGCUGGAGCACAGCUUCCAGUGUCGCGAGGGCGACGAACAGCGUUGCUACUUCACGCUGCCACCAAUAGUGGCACCUAUCAAGUGCUCCAUCUUGCCGCUGUCCAACAAUGCCGAAUUCCAGCCGUACACACAGAAAUUGGCCGCAGCCUUGACGAAGGCGGAACUGUCACACAAGGUGGAUGACUCGAGUGGCUCGAUUGGACGUCGUUACGCGAGGACCGAUGAGAUUGCCAUUCCCUAUGGCAUCACAGUUGAUUUUGAUACACUGAAGGAGCCGCAUACGGUGACGUUGCGUGAUCGCAACACCAUGAAGCAGGUGCGUUUGGCCUUGGAUGCUGUUGUGGGCGUUGUGAAGGAUCUGGCAACAGCGCGUCUCAGCUGGUCGCAGGUGCUGGAACAGUAUCCGGCUUUUGAGCAGCAGGAGACUACCAAAUGAAUGACAACCAUUUGAAUACGCAACAUCAAACUCACGCUCACUUGUUACAUAUAGCUGCUAUGUAUUGCAUUUAAAAUACUCCCAUUUUUUAUUACUUGCUUGAAUUUUGAAAAAUAAAUGCUUACCCUCGCUACAAUUGUCCCAAAUUAAAUGUUUU
Molecule: messenger RNA, 2500 nt
Organism: Drosophila nasuta
Lineage: Eukaryota; Metazoa; Arthropoda; Insecta; Diptera; Drosophilidae
Gene: GlyRS
Product: glycine--tRNA ligase
Exons: 2
Coding region: 304-2343 (679 amino acids)
Biological process (GO): mitochondrial glycyl-tRNA aminoacylation
Cellular component (GO): mitochondrion; cytoplasm
Molecular function (GO): ATP binding; glycine-tRNA ligase activity
Source: RefSeq, a predicted model, not a curated record